AGCAUCAUUGAACGGCUGAAUUACUAUGGACCAAUGGGAAGUGAUCCAGGAAUCCAGCAGCCAAGUAAACGGAAGCACAUAUUCUGCAUCUUUCAGCAUUUAAAAGCAGUGACGAUAGGACGCUACUGCAGAGUCGUGAAAACACCAUCAGUCCUGUUCACAGCACAGAAUCAGACUAAUCUAAUCUGAGUUCGAAUAUGUUUAAAUUGUAGGCGACCUUACAGAAUAAUAACAACUGGGUAACAGAGCGACUGCUUGGAAUAAAUGGACUGCAUUCCAGAGGGAGCUGGCUGAAAUUAAGAUGACCUGUUCACAUGUUAUUCAGACUGCUGGCAGCUGUUAUGUUGAAGGACCGAAAGAAGCAAACUAGAGAGGAUCAAACUCUGGAUCUACUUCACCACAUUAUAUAGAGUUUAUUGCAUCCUGGUGGUUGAACUUUGUGAGAUAACUGUCUUAAGGGAUCCAGAAGCCAAAAUGGCUGACAGUGUGAAUACACUGCCAUUCUUCUAUGGCAACAUCACCAGGGAGGAGGCAGAGGACUACCUGCAGCAGGCAGGCAUGGGCAAUGGCUUGUACCUGCUACGGCAAAGUCGCAACUAUCUUGGAGGGUUUGCACUCUCUGUGUUGUAUUCAGGCCGCUGCUACCACUACACCAUUGAAAGAGAACCCGAUGAAACAUAUGCUAUAGCUGGUGGUAGGAGCCAUAGGAGCCCUGUGGAUGUGAUUGACUACCACUCCCAGGAGAUGGAUGGCCUUGUCUGUCUGCUCAAGAAGCCCUGCAACAGGCCCAAGGACAUGCAGCCAAAGGUGGGGCCGUUUGAGGACCUGAAGGAAAAACUGAUCCGGGAGUAUGUAAAGCAGACCUGGAACCUGCAGGGGGCAGCUCUGGAGCAGGCAAUCAUCAGCCAGAGGCCUCAGCUGGAGAAGCUCAUUGCCACCACUGCACAUGAAAGAAUGCCCUGGUUCCAUGGAGCAAUUACACGAGAAGACUCUGAGCCCAGGCUUCAAAAUGGCUCCCGUACAAAUGGAAAAUUCCUGAUUCGACAGAGAGACUUGAAUGGAUCUUAUGCUCUGUGUUUACUACAUGAAGGACAAGUCAUGCAUUAUCGCAUUGACAGGGACAGGACUGGCAAGCUCUCUAUCCCAGAUGGCAAGAAGUUUGACACCCUGUGGCAGCUGGUGGAGCAUUACUCAUACAAACCAGACGGCCUACUGCGAGUCCUAACAGAACCCUGUCCAAGACCUGAUGGAGAAAUUGGCCUGAUAGGGCGGCCACUACUCCCACGGGACUCUCCUGGACUAAGUUCUGCCCUUCAAAAUGCAGCAGGUGGAAUUCUCUCCAGACUCAAAACUGUCCCCAUACCUGGCCGAAAAAAGAGCCGGGGAUCUCGACACAACACCACAGAUAAUCUCAAUCCUUAUGAAACCAGGGUGCCCAACCAUCAAACAGGCAGCAAAGAGGCCAUGCCAAUGGACACAGAGGUAUAUGAGAGUCCAUAUGCAGACCCAGAUGAACUGAGGAGUUCCACAGUGGAUCGCAACCAGCUUUUCUUGGAGGAUGGAGAAUUGGGCUCUGGGAACUUUGGUACAGUCAUGAGGGGCAUCUACAAAAUGAGAAAGACGGAGAAGCCAGUUGCAGUCAAAAUUCUGAAGAACGAUGAUAACAACGCCUCCGUGCGUGAGGAGAUGCUGCGAGAAGCCAAUGUCAUGCAGCAGCUGGACAAUCCUUAUAUCGUUCGGAUGAUAGGUAUCUGUGAGGCAGAGAAUCUCAUGCUGGUCAUGGAGCUAGCUGAGCUGGGACCUCUCAACAAGUUCCUGCAGAAAAACAAGCAAACGACCUUAAAAAACAUCACGGAGCUGGUGCACCAGGUGUCUAUGGGGAUGAAGUACUUGGAGGAGCAUAACUUUGUCCACAGGGACCUUGCCGCCAGGAACGUGCUGCUGGUCACGCAGCACUAUGCCAAAAUCAGUGACUUUGGCCUCUCCAAAGCUGUUGCUGAGGAGCAAAACUACUACAAGGCCAAGGGUCAUGGGAAGUGGCCAGUGAAAUGGUAUGCUCCUGAGUGUAUAAACUACUUCAAAUUCUCAUCCAAAAGUGAUGUGUGGAGCUUUGGGGUGCUCAUGUGGGAGGCCUAUUCCUAUGGCCACAAACCAUACAAGGGAAUGAAAGGAAAUGAUGUCAUGCAGAUGAUUGAAAGUGGAAAGCGUAUGGAUGCCCCAGGCAACUGUCCACCAGAGAUGUAUGACCUCAUGACAACCUGCUGGACAUACAAGGCAGAUGAAAGGCCUGGAUUUACCAUAGUUGAGCCAAGACUACGAGAGUAUUAUUAUGACAUUGCACAGUGAUUCUUCAUACUGAUGUUAUGAGACUAUGCAAAAUGUUGGUUGAUGAGAAAAACUGCAUUUAUUAAUGUAUAAAUGUUUGGAGAUGAUUUUUAAAUAUAAAUGCAGUAGUAAAAUAUUAACUUCAACUGGAGGAUCCAACAAACUAUACAACUAAUUCAUUUGGUAGAUGUUUUUCAUACUGUAAGUGCAUUAUAUGUAUUAAAGCUUCACCACUGCAAUGUCAUUAUAGUUAAACCUAAAACCCUUGAAAGUCAAAUUGUUUCAGUGUAAUGGAGAGACAGUCAAGACCAUCAAUUUAUUUAUAUAUAGCUAAAUAUCACAAAUCACAAAAUUGCCAAAGGGGCUUUACAAUCUGUAGAGUAUACAACACCCUCUGUCCUUAGACCCUCGAAUAGGAUAAGGAAAAUCUCCCCAAAAAACCCUUCUACAGGGAAAUAACGGAUGAAACCUCAGGAAGAGCGAGGGAUCCUUCUUCCAGAACAGACAGUGAUGCAAUAGAUGUUAUGUGUACAGAACAGAACUACAUAGUAGAUACACAGUGUGGAUAAUCAGGAUGACAAAAUUAUAGACAGAUUAUAAACAUUUAUAAGAACAUGAUCUGGGAGGAUGUCAAGCAACUCCAAGGUGCAGGUAGGCUGCACCUUGGAGUUGCCUACCUACAGCACCUGAGCUGAUCCACCAUGAAGACCUGGAAAGAGGACAGACUACACAAAGACACAAAAAAUCUAGUGGCAAACUCAAGCACACCAUUCACACAUCGGAACAAACACACAAAGGGAGAGAGAGGAGAGAUAGACAAGGACAAACAUGCACACACAAGGGAGAGAGACUCCUGGAGGAUGGAAAAUUCCAGAUCCACAAUCUGGAAUGAGGCACCAGUAGACAGGGGAGAGAAAGAGGUCCCAGGACAGUCAGUGGUCCAGCACAGAGCCUGAAUGUAGAGAGAGGACAGGGAGAAGAAAGCGGGAGAGAGAGAGAGAGAGGGGAGAGCACGUAGCCUGGAUGCCCAUGUGCUUGCAGGACAAAGCAGUGGUAAUUAAUUCCAUGACUGUGUAUGAUUUGGCCAUGAGGUGAAAUAUAAGGAGAGAAAUUCAGAGGGACAAAAACAGAGCCCUGACGUACUACAUAUUUCACAUCAGAAAGGAUGAAACACACUGCGUUCUUUCAGAUAAGUAGGACUUUAACCAAUUGAGAGCCGGGCCAGAGACGCCAAAUUGGUUUUCCAAUUGGUCUAGGAGUAUACAGUGCUCUAUGGUGUCAAAAGCUGCACUGAGAUCCAGUAACAGAAGCACAGAGGUGGUAUCUGAAUCCAUCAUAAGCAGAAGAUCAUUUACUUCUUUAGUUAGUGCAGUUUCACUGGGCUGAAAGCUAAGCUAAGACACAAUUCUUUCAAGUACUCUUUAUAAUUAUUAUUAAAGAUUAAGAUGCGGUUUCUUAAUCAAGAUGCGGUUUCAGCAGUCAUCAACUGGCAUCAUCCCCAGUACCGUUAAUCUAGUUGGGAUGAUGCCAGUUGUAAUAAAUAAGUUAACAAUAUUCAGCAUUAUAGGUCCCAAAACUUAUCUUUGACAAAUUUCAUCUGGUAGAGGGUCAAGGAGGCAAGUAGUAGGUAAUAGACGUAACCACCAGUUUAGACAAUAUUUUAAGAGAUAUAGUCUCAAAAUAUGUCAAAACAGAGACUAUUUUGGAUUCUAAAUACUUCUCAGCUGAUUCUACAGAAGUAGCUGAAGAUGAGGAAAUAAUUUUGUAUCUAAUCUCAUCUAUCUACAGAAAACUUUUGAGCUGUAAAGGACGAGCAGCUAAGACAGGGCUGUUUUUGAGUAAGUUUAGCUACUGUGUGAAACAGAAACCUAGCAACCUUGUGUUUAAUGUUACUGAUUAAGUGAGAGAAAAAGAUUGCUUCAAGUUCAAUACACACACGUGUCAUGAGAGGUGGAAAGCUUCCAGUUUUGAUUCAUGCCAUUUGUGUUCUAAAUUCCUGCAGUUGUUUCUUCAGUCUAGUUUGGUAGUAACAGUUGCAACUGAAUUCAGGAUACUAGAAAGAGCUGUGUUUAAGUCACUGAUACAGUUUUCAACAAGGGCCUGUUGCUGAAGUGAAAGGACAGGACCAUCGGCAAUUGCUCACCAAGAGCAGUUAAUGGACCUGUGUGGUGAGUGAUAAAUACAUCAGCACCAACAUUAAAAGGGAAGGCUAGUAGUUAACACUUCAAUUGUAAUAAAAAAGUGAUCUGAUAUCCCGUGUGAUAGAAUCAAGUGAAGGGCGUUACCACUGCGGUGAGUAGUUUCAUGCACAAGCUAGGUGAGACCAAAAGUAGUGGCAGAAAGGCUUUACUAGAUAAUCACUGGCCUUAUUCAGGUGAAUAUUAUAUAAUAUUGAAAUCACCAAUAAUUAAAAUCUCCUCAGAAUGAGUAACAAGGUCUGACAAAUUCUCCAAAUUCUUCUAAAAAUUGGGAAUAAGGGUCCGAUGAUGUGUAGAGUACCAUGAGGUGGAGUGGUCGGAGUCUGUUGCCUGGACAAAGUAAUUCAUAAAUGAUGUUUUAAUACAAGAACCUCAAAUGAGUCUAAUGUAAUAUCAAGUCAGGAGGUUACAUUGAAAAUAGACUAGAUUAAUGCAAUACCACCCCCUUCUUUAAUAGCCCAAGUUACAGGGACAUUGGUAAGCUCAGGUGCGAAGCUUCAUUUAAUUUUAAAAAUAUUUAGUUUAAGCCAUGCUUCACAUAAAGCAAUCAUAUCAAGGUUAUGCUGAAGAAUCAAAUCAUUUAUCAUUAAGGCUUUAGUAGAUAAUGAUCUGGUAGUUAAAAAACAAGGAGGAAUUCCCUGGCUGGACAUAUUAACUAAGCUAGUGGACUCCAAAACCCCACUGCCUAUUAACCUUGCAGGCUCUCUAAUCCUCACCAGGGCUGUAGUCUCCCAGUUGACUGGUUGAUUGGUUGGUUGAUAUUUUCACAUCCAACCAAAUUCUCAUUGGCCAAAUUCACAACCCCCACAAAUCUGUUUUCACAACUUUGAACUCGCCCAAAGUUUAUGAACGAUUACUAAGUGUCGGCUACGAGGUAAUUGACCUAAUGUCAAAGAAGUUGUCGUAGUGACUACAUUUUGUUAAAACAGACCCAAAAGCCGAGUGUAAGUUUGCAAACAGCAGUUGGCAUUCCACAGAAAAUACUAGCCUUUUCUGUUUAUUUUCGAAUUCAUUUAGACUAAUUAUGCUACCAGGUAGAGUGCACUCAGUGCAUUGUGGCCAUUUUAGUUAUUAUAGAGAUAAAAUGCAGACUUAGUGUUUUCCCCCGCAACCAAUUAAUUGGUUGAAGAGUAGGUACAAUAUCAGUCGACCAGGAUUUUUCUUUGGUUGACUACAGCUCUACUAAUUACCUGUGACCUGCCGAGCGCCAAGUCCCAAGUCCCUAAUGUCAAUCCUGACGUAAAUAUCUGUCUGUACUUAAAUAAAAGGACAGUUAUCAACAAAACCAAAUCCCUGCUCACUACAGUAACGAACCAGCCACCAGUUCAGUGAAGUCGACCACGGACAAUUAACCAAUGUCAACUCAUCUUUCUGGCAGAGUCAAACGGCCUGGCUAGGCUCUCUUUUGUGAUCUCAGACUGCUUCAUACUAAUGUUAUUGUGCUGACAUAGAUUACAAUUCAGUGUUUGAAUUACAGGGAGCAAGGGGGGCUUAGCACAUUGGCCACUGAAGUGCACCUCCAUUCAGUUCAGCAGCCUCUCUCACAUCUCAUCAACAUCCUCCCAUAGCAUUUUUCUACACAAUGAGAAAUUAUGAAACAAAUUAGUUAUGAAACUAGAGACAGGUCAAAAUUUCUCGCUAUGAAAUGAGCCCACAAUGUAAUUUGAACCCUGAUCACAAAGUUGCCUGGGUUCCCUGUUUCUCCUCUAUGUCUCAAGCUCUGGCUCUGGAUAGACAGUAAACUGUAGGUGACGAUGCUGAUCUGUCGGUAUUGGAGUCUGUUAUUAAUAGCAUGCGUUGUUUAACGCUAUUGGCGGUGGAGGCAUGCAUGCAGACAGCACAAACAAUGGGGACAAACAAUGGGGCAGAUUUUUCAACUACUUGAAAAAUUUGUGAAUGUUCAAGCAGUUCAUUUUUUCAAACGAAAAAAUGGAAAAACAAAGUGUUCUUCCAUUUUUGUUGUCAGAAUCACAAACAAAAAACCAGAAAACCAUUAAGCUACUCCCCAACACUGGUCAUGAAUAAAAGGCUAAUAGUCUAUAAUACUAACUCAGUCCCCUGACCCAGGUUGAGGGACUUCCAGGGGCUCCCCAAUAAAAUGGGGAGUAUUUUAAUUUCACUAUUAUUUCAUUAAUAAGAAGUUAUCACAACGAGAGAAUGUAUAAGAAUGACUAUUCUGUUCAUAGGAUUCACACUCUUCACUGUCAUCUGAAAAAAUAGUGAAUGAUUACUGUGAAUGAUGAGUGUUGAUCGUAUAUAUUUGAAAAUGAGUGCGGCUUCACAGACUCCCACUCAAGGAUGGGUGCUGGGGGAGGUGGGCUGCCCACCUCUGAGUAGACGGUGUUAAUUUUUUUUUUUUAAAUAUAAAUUUCAUGACGUGAAGAAGCCCCGAACGGUUGACUCUAUGUCAUCUUUGGCCUUGCAACGUUCAGUGCGAUUUAAAACAGUGGGUGACGUGUUGAGCCAUUUUAAACCCAUGAAAUGCUGAUUUUUAUAACUUUGCAAAAAGACAUAAAUACCAACGCAAGCACUGAUGUGUGUCAUCACAGUACAGUCAUAUCCUUUAGUUUACAGCUCAAAGAACACACUUAAGUGUCCAGUACCUCUUUAAUUGAUUUAAUUUAGGUUUAAAAUUGAUAUAAUGAAAUUAAGAUCACAAAAUCAGCAUGUCAGGCAUUGUGAUCGCCAUUUAAUACCAUUUUUGUAUUCAAUAUAAUAAACGUGACAUUACAUUAUUGCUUGUUUACUCUUAGCCAUUUAUUGUGUUGGUGCAUGCUGCCGCUGGAAUUUCUCUCUGUGUCUGAUCGGACCUAGUCUGGGUCCGGUCACAUGUUACAUGGCUUUGCAAUUUGUCUUGACAAACCACUGUACAACAUAUACAGAAGGGUGACAAAUUAAAGGAAAAACCAACAUAAAGUGUCUUAGUAAGGUGUUGGGUCACCACGUGCCUCCAGAACAGCUUUAAUG
Molecule: messenger RNA, 7490 nt
Organism: Xiphias gladius (swordfish)
Lineage: Eukaryota; Metazoa; Chordata; Actinopteri; Istiophoriformes; Xiphiidae
Gene: syk
Product: spleen tyrosine kinase
Exons: 15
Coding region: 475-2346 (623 amino acids)
Biological process (GO): positive regulation of mast cell degranulation; positive regulation of B cell differentiation; positive regulation of alpha-beta T cell proliferation
Cellular component (GO): extrinsic component of cytoplasmic side of plasma membrane; cytoplasm
Molecular function (GO): signaling receptor binding; non-membrane spanning protein tyrosine kinase activity; ATP binding
Source: RefSeq, a predicted model, not a curated record